AUGACAACCUGGUUCCAAAAAGAGAUCGUGCUAUCAGCACCCAGCCGCGGCUUUCACUUGGUCACGCGCCAGGUUGAAAAGCAGGUGCCAGAGUUGUCACGUGUGAAAGUGGGUAUGGCAAAUCUAUUUAUCAAACACACUUCGGCAUCGCUAAGUAUCAACGAGAAUUGCGACCCGGACGUGCGACAAGAUAUGGAGGGAGCUUUCAAUCGUAUUGUUCCAGAGUCUUGGAAUAAAGAAUUUUUUCGUCACACGGAUGAAGGCGACGAUGACAUGCCAGGACACGUUAAGUCAACGCUGAUUGGGGCUUCUGUGAAUAUCCCGAUAACAAACGGCAAGUUUAAUUUGGGAACGUGGCAAGGUAUCUAUUUGUGUGAGCAUCGCAACAUUGGCGGCUGGGGCUCUGGCCAUCAGCGUAAAGUGGUCGUCACCAUCCAGGGUUCUACGACUUGA
Molecule: messenger RNA, 453 nt
Organism: Plasmopara halstedii
Lineage: Eukaryota; Oomycota; Peronosporomycetes; Peronosporales; Peronosporaceae
Exons: 7
Coding region: 1-453 (150 amino acids)
Source: RefSeq, a predicted model, not a curated record